GUGGGAGCUGCGAGGCCGCGGGCGGCGAGAGGCGUCGUGCGGCCGCUCCCCCCGGGGCCGGCGCGGCGGACGGUGGCGGCGGCGGCGGCGGCGGCAGCGGAUCUGUUCUUAAGACAUUUUAGCCAUGACUAAGAGGGAGGCAGAGGAGCUGAUAGAAAUAGAAAUUGAUGGAACUGAGAAACAGGAAUGCACUGAAGAAAGCAUCGUUGAGCAAACCUAUACCACAGCAGAGUUUGUGAGUCAAGCUAUUGACAUCAAUGAACCAAUUGGAAAUCUUAAGAAGCUGCUGGAACCCAGACUGCAGUGUUCCUUGGAUGCACAUGAAAUUUGCCUGCAAGAUAUCCAGCUGGACCCAGAUCGAAGCCUUUUUGAUCAAGGAGUAAAAACAGAUGGAACAGUGCAACUCAGCGUGCAAGUAAUAUCUAGGCAAGGGAUAGAGCCCAAGUUAAACAUCCUUGAAAUUGUAAAGCCUGUGGAGACUGUGGAGGUGGUGAUUGAUCCAGAUGCUCAUCAUGCAGAGGCUGAAGCUCACCUUGUUGAGGAAGCUCAAGUGAUAACCUUGGAUGGAACAAAGCAUAUUACAACAAUUUCAGAUGAAACUUCUGAACAAGUGACACGAUGGGCUGCAGCAUUGGAAGGCUACCGAAAGGAGCAGGAGCGCCUUGGCAUACCCUAUGACCCAGUGCAGUGGUCGACAGACCAGGUGCUCCACUGGGUGGUGUGGGUGAUGAAGGAGUUCAGCAUGACUGACAUUGACCUCAGUGCGCUCAGCAUUCCUGGGCGGGAGCUCUGCAGCCUCAGUCAAGAAGACUUCUUCCAGCGUGUCCCACGGGGAGAAAUCCUCUGGAGCCAUUUGGAGCUUCUUCGAAAGUAUGUGUUGGCUAGCCAAGAACACACUGGAGAAAUAGCAACUGUUACUAUUGAUCAGCCUGUGCAGAUUAUUCCAGCAUCUGUACAGCCUGCUACCCCAACCACCAUUAAAGUAAUAAACAGCAGUGCAAAAGCAGCUAAAGUACAGAGAGCUCCAAGGAUCUCUGGGGAAGAUAGAAGUUCCCCUGGGAACAGAACAGGAAACAAUGGCCAGAUCCAGUUGUGGCAGUUUUUAUUAGAACUUCUCACUGACAAAGAUGCUCGGGACUGUAUUUCUUGGGUUGGUGAUGAAGGAGAGUUUAAAUUGAAUCAACCUGAACUAGUUGCACAAAAAUGGGGACAGCGCAAAAACAAACCCACAAUGAACUAUGAGAAGCUUAGUCGGGCUUUGAGGUAUUACUAUGAUGGAGACAUGAUCUGCAAAGUUCAAGGCAAGAGAUUUGUGUACAAAUUUGUCUGCGACUUGAAAACUCUCAUUGGAUACAGUGCAGCAGAGUUGAAUCGGUUGGUCACAGAAUGUGAGCAGAAGAAACUAGCCAAGAUGCAGCUCCAUGGCAUUGCACAACCAGUUACAGCAGUGGCUCUAGCUACAGCAUCCCUGCAAACGGAGAAAGAUAAUUAAGCACUAGGACAUGAAGGUGGGAGCCUAAGGCCUUUCCUACAUAACCAGAGCAAUUGUUGCUCUUACUUUAUCAGAAUUGGAAACUUCUUUUGCUUCUUGACAGUACAAUAUAGAGCAUGAUUUUCUGUAAAGAACUGGGACUCGCAUAAAUCUGGAUCUUUUAACAGCAUAUAUUUCAAUAUAAGUUAAGGGAUCACCACAACUUCUGCAACUUUGAGUCAGGACCUCUAUGGUAUGCAAUUUGAAAUUGGUGAGAAAGGUUGAAUUGGUUAGUGCUCCGUGUCCACAGCUGCAUAAAGUAAUUUUUGCAGCAAUUUUUAAAAAAAUGAAGUACCUACAGCAGGCAGGCUGAUCAGCUGUCUGAACUCAGCUCUUUCCGGUCUUUUGUUCUCUGCUGAACUACCAAAUGGCAUUUGAUGCUUUCAAAGUUAAACAUGUUCAUUAUUCUCAUUUAAUCAAGCAGAGCUGAAAGGCACAUUAAACAUUACAAAGCAUCAGGUUCUUAAAGUACCUUCUGUGUUCAUAAGCAAAGGAAACUAAGACCAGACCGAACUGAAGAUCAGUGCUGAAGAAUGAGAUCCAGGUUUAGAUCUGGCUUGGGUGAAAAGCCAAUUAUGAGUAUUUCAUUGUAAUGUGUAGAUAAUAUGCAUAUAUGAGGGCAAGUACUUACCUGUUUUGAAAGACAUUGUUAACGCUAGCCAUUUAGCAAAAAGCGAAGACAAACUUCUUCCCCCAGUACCACACCCCAUCAGGUGAUUUGAAAACUUGAAAAAAUAGCCCUCACCCAAAGAGUAGUUUGUUUUGGUGGGGAGUUUUAAUGCUCUAUUCUACAAGGUGCUUAUACCUACAGGGUAAUAAACCUUAGUAACUGAAGACUUAAGUUAAUCACAGUCAGUAGUCCCUGUCUAGAAACAAAAUGCAAAUUGAAAAUAGUUUGACAGAGAACUGAAGUUUGAUUUCCAAAUUAUUGUACAGUCUGACAUUAAAAUACAAAGAUGUAGUUUUUAUUUAAUUCUUUUUGAACUUCAACUGAUAUUUUUGAAGCUUCACAGGCCAAAUGUAUGCUCCAGAGUUUGGGUGCAAUUUGAAGGCUGGAUGAUGAAUAGAAAUACUUGGAAUGUAUCCUGAGUUCUGAGCUAUGGAGAGUACUUCAUGCAAAGAUGCGUGCAGAAAAAAGUAGGCUGCAACUUUUGAGCUUCUAUACUGAUGCCUUUUAGACUGUUUCUUUUGAUGGCUGGAAAUGGUGCAAUUUUGGGUUUGCUUUUGCCCCUUCAUGUUAUUAAACAGUAUAAAUAUGUCACUGUGCAUAUUUUCCAACUUUUUAUAAGUGAAACCCCAUCUGGUAACACUUGAACUAUUAAAAUGCAAAUUUAUAAGGGAAAACCUUUAAUUCUGUGGAGGAUUGAAUUACUCUUAAACCUUAAAUAAAAAGUGCUGGUACAUUGAGGUUCUAAACAUAAAAUGUGUUUAUACCAACUAGCAAGAGCACUGGACUGUCGCUCUUGAUCUGAAAAAGAAUGGUCAUACUUGCAGACCGAGAGCAAAGAACACAGAAGACUCAUGUAUAUUUUGAAGAUGCAUUGAGGACAAAGCUUUUUGUUUAUAGGUGGAUGUUCAUCUGCAGAUAGUUCUUGCUUAACUGGAAAUCUUGCAUGUAGUUCUAGAUUUUUUUAUCAUCACCAUGAUUAUACUUUUUUUUUUUUCCAGAUUCUUUCAGUAAAUCUUAAUAUUGUUUUAAUUCUUGAGCUGUUAAAGCACUUCAUCUACUGAGCAUGCUGGGUUUAUUUUAUUUUAUUUUUCAAAUCUUAAGCCCUGAGCAAAAUACCUAAAUGCAUCUGUCAGAAGAGGUCAACCAUCAAUCCAUUUAUUCCUGUUACAGUAGUCUGAUCCCACCAGCUGGUAUGUGUUUGAGGUGACUUACGCAAAUAGGUGCAGGUUUCAGGUUUGCUUACUAAGAAUAAGAUGAAGCUGGGAGUUUGGUGGCAGCAACUAUGUGUAUAAUACCGUUCCAUUACUGAGCAGAAGUCCAAAUACAAGUCACUAAUUUUAUUUAACAGAAUUGAUGAGAGGCCUUUUUAGUUAAAAUACAGUAUGAAAAGAGGAGAAGCUUAAAAUAUCAGCUUUCUAGAUCAAACUGGAGCGGGGGAUGAUAAACGAACAGCAAAAUAGAAAUCUACUAUCGAUACUUUAUUCCCCGAAUGUUCUUGCUACCUGAUAAGCCCCCUAGGGGAAACUUCUGAUAUCACACACUUUCUUUGUAAAUACAUCCAAUUAUUAUUUUGCAGCUUUUCAGUAGGUAUGCUAGUCCUUUGGGUUCUUUGUUGUGGGAUCAUCUGCUUUUCCACCAUGUUCCAAUUAGUAAAGAAGGAAUCUUUCAAAUGGUAUAAAAUCACUGUCACAUUCUCUGUAGUUGAGGGAGAAAUCUGUGACUAACUUGAUGUCUUCACUAAAAUAAAAGAUGUAGAAUAUAUUGUCAAAGGUUGUUCUGUUGCUGCCAGAAGGAAAACAUAGAAUAUUCCAAAUUUUUUGUAAAACUGAAGGUUUUUUGCAUACUUUUUAAAUAAAGACACUUAUACUCUGCUAAUAA
Tyto alba (common barn owl) is the source of this 4079-nucleotide messenger RNA. It is a transcript of the gene GABPA, whose product is annotated as GA binding protein transcription factor subunit alpha. Gene Ontology annotation, cellular component: nucleus. The transcript is spliced from 10 exons. The record is from RefSeq and is a predicted model, not a curated record. Gene Ontology annotation, molecular function: DNA-binding transcription factor activity, RNA polymerase II-specific; sequence-specific DNA binding. Gene Ontology annotation, biological process: cell differentiation; regulation of transcription by RNA polymerase II. The coding region runs from base 125 to 1492 and encodes 455 amino acids. Lineage: Eukaryota; Metazoa; Chordata; Aves; Strigiformes; Tytonidae.